This is a messenger RNA of Brassica oleracea var. oleracea, 905 nucleotides long. RefSeq names its product kunitz-type serine protease inhibitor DrTI-like. The coding region runs from base 124 to 768 and encodes 214 amino acids. The record is from RefSeq and is a predicted model, not a curated record. Gene Ontology annotation, molecular function: endopeptidase inhibitor activity. Lineage: Eukaryota; Viridiplantae; Streptophyta; Magnoliopsida; Brassicales; Brassicaceae. The transcript has a single exon.
UCUUCUCAGUCCCAAUGUGUGCGCAUGUAAUACACAUCCGUGUAUAAAUACCAGUCACAUGUACUCACAUUUUUCUCAUCCAGGUAACAUUCAAAUCUCAUCAACUAAAUAAACUCAAAAAGGAUGAAUCCUAUGUUUUACUUCCUUCUUGCCUUUACCACUGUUUUGGCCGCGACCGCAAACGCUGGACCAGUUCUCGACACUGAUGGUGAUAUCAUAUUCGACGGCAGUUACUACGUUCUCCCCCUCAUCUGGGGCCCUACAGGUGGCGGCCUAACUCUCGUCUCCCGUCUUGGCAACCAGUGUCCCCUCUUUAUCGGACAGGAGGGUUCAGAGGUCAACAGGGGUAUUCCCGUGAAAUUCUCAAACUGGAAGUCCAGAGUUGGGUUCGUCCCCGAAGAAGAGAACCUCAACAUCAAGAUGGAUGUCGAACCUACGAUCUGCGCUCAGUCAGCUUAUUGGUGGGUCACUCCAGCCCCCAGUCCCUGGAGGUCGUUGUUCAUAGCGGCUGGUCCUAAGCCAGAAGCUGGAGGAGAAGAUUCUUCGAGGAGUUUCUUCCAGAUCAAGAAAACUCAAGCCAAACUUAACGCUUACAAGUUUGUGUAUUGUAGUGACGGUAACGACUGCAUCGAUGUCGGUACAAACGUGGAAGGUGGCGUUCGGGGUUUGGUUAUAGGCUCUACCCCUCCAUUCGGUUACCCAUUCGAGGUUGUGUUCGUGAAAGCUACUGAGAAAGAGACUUCAUCCAAGACUAUGUCUAUUAUCUGAGAGAAAUUAAGGACCACUUAAUAAAGGGGAUAAGAGUUAUAACUUACGUCUAAGAAUAAAACUCUAUCUAUGUAUGAUGUUUUCUUUGUUCAUCGAUCAUCAUCAUGUAUGGAAUAAAACAUCUUUCCUUUCCUUUG